UUGGCUUAUGUAAAAUCCUGGAGAAUCUUUGGCCCCUGUAAAUAGUGGUCACUUGCGAUGGUCUUUUAUAUAGUUGCAUUUUAGACACCAUUUUAAACAAUAAAUGUCAACACAAAAACAUUAGUUUUUUAACUGUACAAUUUGAUUACAGAGUUUACAGUUUGUAGUUAAUAGAAUUAGAUUAGAGAAAAUAAUAUUACUAUUCUUACUAGCUUCAUAAUGAGUACAAUCUUUCUUUUAGCAGUAUUAUUUGUACAAGUUUACUGUGAUACUAACUUUAAUAACAUUAAUUUACCUGAAGACCAUCUAGCCUACUACUUCCGAAACUUUCCAAAGGUAGCUGACCAAUGUUCCCGAAGCAACAGUUGUUCGUUUAAGAAGUAUUUAGAUAAGGACGUUUGUUGGGGAUACGAGUACGAUUGUGACUGGAGCAAACAGUAUUUAAAACCAUAUUGUCCAGGGGAUCAUAAGGGUUGGGUGAAAACGAAACAUGCUCAAGAGACUACAUUUCAUGCCCAAGCUGAUUUUGGCUAUGUUAAGCAACAAUUGCGAGAAAUGAAGUUGGUUUGUGAACCGCUCUUCCAAGACGAUAGUUCUUUGGAAUGUUCUGAACAUCUGCGUUUCUGUAGAGGCAGAAAUUUAAUGAUAAAUUUUACGAAGUUAGCGAAUAGGGAAGAACCAAUUAGGUAUAAGAUGGAUGUUUUGGGUGAAGGUGAUAUCGGGGGUUACUGUAAUUUGAGGCAAGAUUGGUUGGACGAACAGGCUGAUCAGAUUAGCCCGUUGCAGAGUUGGGGACCUGAGUUACGGUAUUUUAAACAGUUGGACCGUAGACCAAUUAUCGAAGGAGACUGUGAUGUAGUUAUAGACAAGCCAACUUUUAUUUUAAAAAUAGAUGCAAUAAAUAUGUAUCACCACUUCUGUGAUUUCUUCAAUUUGUAUGCUUCCUUGCAUUUAAACGCUACACAAGAGGAUGCAUUUUCCACAAACGUCCAUAUCUUGAUAUGGGAGAGCUUUACAUACAGAUCAGCUUUUCAAGAUACUUGGGACGCAUUCACAGAUCACCAGUUAUGGGAUUUAAAAACAUUCAAAGGUAAAACGGUCUGUUUUAAGAAUGUUGUAUUCCCUCUUCUACCAAGGAUGAUUUAUGGUCUGUAUUAUAACACCCCUAUCAUUUAUGGCUGUGAAAAGAGUGGACUAGUUGAUGCUUUUUCUAAGCAUGUUUUACAUAGGUUAAGAAUACCUGAGUAUACAAGGACCAACAAAAAAAUUCGUAUUACAUUUUUAUCAAGAGAAACAAAAUUUAGAAGAAUUUUAAACGAGAGGGAACUAGUAGAUGCCUUACAACAAGACGAAAAUUAUGAUGUUCAGUUAGUAGUGUUUAGCAGAGACGUGCCUUUUAAGAAGCAGUUGGAGAUUGCUAGGAAUUCGGACGUCUUUGUGGGAAUCCAUGGGGCUGGUUUGACCCAUUUGCUGUUUCUGCCAGAGUGGGCCGCUGUAUUUGAGGUAUAUAAUUGUCAGGACAGUAAUUGUUAUUUUGAUUUGGCUCGAUUGAAAGGUGUUAAGUACCUCACUUGGGAGGACACUAAUAAAUUGACUAGUAUAACUGAGGGUUCUUAUUCCGGAGGUUCGCCUGCAAAGUUUGUUAAUUACAAAAUGGAUACGACAGAAUUUGUCAGGAUUGUAAAUAAAGCUGCUGAACAUGUUAGAAGUCAUCCAAAGUUUCAGGAGCACCUCGAGCAUAGCCCAGCAGAUACAGAAGAUCUCUCAAAUGUUACAGAUACAGACAGACUUCACGAAGAACUUUAACAUAAGGUUCACCCAGCUGUUCAACUUGUUCCUGAAGACUUUUAACCUCAGAUUCUUCAUUUCAAUGAACGUCUUCAUGAGCAAGUUAGAGUUUAAUCUUCGCGACAUUCAACAACUACAUAAUUUGUGACGUAUUGCAACUUCUCUUUCCUUUUAUCAGCUUAUUCAUGAGAAUCUUUAACUUCAAGUCAGCUCACUAGGCAACUUUUCUACUAAGAAUAAUAACUUCAUAUUUAUCUGACAGUUGAAUGUCUACUCGUACAUGCACGAUUUAUGCCUGGUUGCACCAACAGAUCUUAGGCUCCAGCUUAGCCCAGCUCAGCUUAUACUUUAAUGGUGGGGCCACACUAGCGUCUAAUACCGUUAAUUAUUUGCAUUGUAAAUAUGUCAAAUAAUGCGAUAAUUAACGGCAUUAGGCGCUAGUGUGGCCCUAUCAUAAGGAUUUACAUUUAUAUUUAAGCUUAAGGUAAGUCUUAAGCUUAAUAUCUGUUGGUGCAACCAGGCAUUAAACUUGAUUUUCAUAUUUCUUAUUGUUUUGACAAAGUUUAUGACGAACUGGAAGAAUUUAUCUUCAAGUUCAGCACAUCUUAUAGUCUCCAGUGCACCAUCCUUUUUUGAAAGUGAUUACAAAAGUCUUAAAAAUGGUUUUAACUGCUUCAUUUGAGCGAGUCAACCACUUUCUGAAAAUUUUCAGAGUGCAGGUUGGACGCUUUUACGCAAGCACAACACAUAAAGGACAUCGCACACAUCUUAUGGAAAAUACAAUGUCACUCAAAUGAAAUAAAAUUUACAUGAAUAGAUGCGUCCUGAAAUUUCAAUAAUUUGAUACCAUUGCGCCAACUCUGUAUUUUGAUUAACGUAAAUUGAUAAAUCUAAAAUCGAAUAGGAAUUGUGGAAAUAGGAAAAGUGUGUCAAAGAGAGAAAAAAGAUCUUGUGAUUCGCUUACUCCAUAAAUCUUUCUCGAGGGAUUAAGGCAGAGGCUUACUCUUAUCUUUUCCUAUUAUUAUUGAUAAUAAAGUAGGUAUAAUUUGGUUAAUUGUACCGCCUCUAAUCGGCUUAAGCUAGUGGUGAAUAGACUGUAUUCAAUAGCUUCUAGACUAAUAUUAUUUAUGAAUGCCAGUUUUAUGGACUUCAAAAUGCGAUUUCGAUAAACUAAUUACAAUUAACGCACUAAUUAAGCAAAAUUCAGAGUAGGCGCAAUGAUAUAAAAAUUAUUGAAAUUUCAGGACGCAUCUAUUCAUGUAAAUUUUAUUUCAUCUGAGUGACAUUAUAUUUUCCAUAAGAUGUGUGCGGUGUCCUUUGCAGCUCUAGCGUGGUUAUGUUUUGUUAUUGCAAAACUAUAAUUUUUAAUUUUAACAAAAGAUUACACGUUAAAAUAAAAUAAAUUAUUUUUGUCGGACAAUAAAGAGGCAGCGAUCGUAGAGUCCGACACCUGCAAGAUGUCACUCUAGCGCGGUAAAGUUUUGUUAUUACUUUAAUUAAUCUUUUGUAAUUAUUUAUAUGUACUUUUAAUUAAAAGAGUUUUGUAAGAACAAACAAAACUCUACCGCAUACCGCGCUAGAGUGACAUCUUGCAGUGCGCUUAUUCUUGAAUCGGGAGAAAAUUUUACUCACCACUAAGCUAACUCGCUUUUCUACUCCUUCAUAAUUUCUCUCGAUUUUUAAAAAGCUGUAUUCUUGAUAGGGGGAGUAGAAAGCGAGAAGAGAAACUGCGAACAGUGUUGCCGGCUGUUUAUCGAAAGUUUCAACCAAUCACAAGAGUUAAUUCUUGGCAAAUGACAUGGACAUGAUACCGUCAGUGACCAAGGUUAAUAGAUUAUUGCAUAAUAGACUAUCUAUGAACCUUGGUCAGUGACAGGUGACAGCAAAAUUAAGGCGAACGGGUGAAUUAAGGUGAACGGGUGAAUACUUAUUUGAUGAGUUGUAUUUGGUUAAGUAGCGGGAUGUGUAAAUAUUUAAGUUCUUGUAAAUGUUUAUAUUGUAUUAACGACUAAUUAUAGAGAUGUUUUUUGUUCUUUUUGAGUAAUUUAGAUAGGUACUAAUGUACUUAGUAUCUAAUUAUUUUAUAAAUACCUAUUGAUAAUAAUUUUUGUAACUAGGUACACAUUGAAAAAUAGAAAAAAUGUUGCCACUAUACUUAUGUAAUCAGUCCUUAUUUCACUUAUCUUUUUACAAAUAUCUUGGCGAAAUAAUUAAAGUUCCUAUAUUGCAUUCAAACAGUGGAAUCUUUUUAGUACCUAUUGUACUAUUAUUGUUUGAUUAAGGUACACUUUUUAUUGGUGUACAUAUCAUGAAUUAUCUGAAAAAUAAAGGUGCUUCAAAACAUCAAUUAAUAUCUGUUCGAAAAUCUUCAACUGCCUCUAAAAGGUCAUUAAACAUAAUAUCUUUGAUAAUAUGAUUCCAGUAGAGCAUAAUAUUGAGAUCCAUAUAAUUUUCACCUUCUCUUCUUAAAAAACAAAACACUUCUCUCAGCUUUUUUAAGGUUACAUAUUGUUAUUUUCGUUCUCAUUCUCAAUUUCUCUUACAUACUACCAAUAGAAAUUGUUACUCACUUGAGGAGUGACAUUUCUCUCAAAGAUUAAGAGAUUUUUUUUCAAGAAUACAGCAUUUUCGGUUUUAGUAAGCCACGCCUACUUUUACGUCACUUUCUCUUACCAUUUCUACUCCCUGAAAUUCAAGAAUAAAGACCCGUGUCUGACUCGACGAUCGCUCCCUCUUUUUUGUCCGACAAAAAUAAUUUAUUUUAUUUUAACGUAUGUAUAAAAUUAAAAUUAAACUUAAAUUGUUAAAAUGUUUAAAAUUAAAAAUUAUAGUUUUGCAAUAACAAAACAUAACUGCGCUAGAGCUGUAAAUUUAGGUGUUGUGCGUGCGGAAACGCUCACCUGCACCUUGAAAAUUUUCAGAACGAAGUAGUUGAAACCAUUUUAAAGACUUGUGUACUGAACAAUUUCUCUAUGAAGGACUUUAUUUUUGUCAUAAUUGCUCAUUAACAGUGAUAUUGAAUGCUGUAAAAGCAUUCAAAAUAUUUUAGAUAUCUAACGCUUUUAAAAGACGGUAUUAAACAAGAUAAAAUAACAUUGACAUAUAUUUUACAUACGAGGGCGGUCUGAUAAGUACUUUUAGCUCGAUAACACUUGACUCAGUGAUGCUCAAGCUUAUUUAACCCGUCUGAAAAAUACGUUUUCUCGAAGUCUGCAAAGUACACAUCGACGUUUUGAAAUCUGGAAA
This is a messenger RNA of Diabrotica virgifera virgifera (western corn rootworm), 5034 nucleotides long. RefSeq names its product EGF domain-specific O-linked N-acetylglucosamine transferase (gene Eogt). The record is from RefSeq and is a predicted model, not a curated record. Gene Ontology annotation, molecular function: protein N-acetylglucosaminyltransferase activity. Lineage: Eukaryota; Metazoa; Arthropoda; Insecta; Coleoptera; Chrysomelidae. Gene Ontology annotation, cellular component: endoplasmic reticulum lumen. Bases 220 to 1806 code for a protein of 528 amino acids. The transcript has 5 exons.